Molecule: messenger RNA, 1539 nt
Organism: Aspergillus tubingensis
Lineage: Eukaryota; Fungi; Ascomycota; Eurotiomycetes; Eurotiales; Aspergillaceae
Product: proline-specific permease
Exons: 7
Coding region: 1-1539 (512 amino acids)
Biological process (GO): amino acid transmembrane transport
Cellular component (GO): membrane
Molecular function (GO): amino acid transmembrane transporter activity
Source: RefSeq, a predicted model, not a curated record
AUGAGAGACACCAUGGAUUACGAAACGAAACACGAUGAUGGCGACAAGACGUAUUCCGGAUUACAUCCGUCGAUGUCCGUUGAAGAAGGUCAAGUCGAUCAUGGAGAGACAACAAAUGAUGGUCUCCAUCGCACGCUCAGUCCACGUAUGAUCCAUGUCAUCUCUCUCGGAUCCAGCAUUGGCAGUGGUCUCUUCAUCACCACGGGUAAAUCCCUAGCCCAAGGAGGUCCGGCUAAUAUGUUUCUGGCGUAUCUUGUGGUUUGUGUCGGCGUAUGGGCGAAUCUGCAAACCUUGACGGAGAUGACGAUUGCUUUCCCGACAUCAGGUAAUUAUAUCGAUUAUGCGGAUCGGUGGGUUGAUCCAGCAUUAGCCUUUGGGGCUGGAUUUGCGGAAUGGCUUGGGUGGACGUCGGUAUUUGCAUCCGAAGCCAUGUUUGUAGUUACCCUGGUGAAUUAUUGGGCGGACGGGGUUGUGCCCGAGGCUGCUUUGCCCAUCUCUCUAGCUGUGAUCGCAGGCGCGGGUCCGUCCGGAUAUGUUCGACAUGGAAGCACCUGGACUGAUUUGCCUAUGUUCAAAAAUGGCUUUGGGGGCUUCUCCACCGCUGCAUUACUUGCCAUCUGGGCCGUGGGAGACCAGGUCUUUAUUGGCGUGAUGGCCGGCGAGGCCGAAUCUCCCCACUAUUCCAUGGCACGCUCGGCCAAUUUUGUUCCUUGGCGCGUGGGGAUUUUCUACCUUGUCUCGGUGGUAUUAAUCUCACUUGUAGUGGACUCUGAUGAUUCCCGGUUAAUGAAUGGCUCGAGCGUGGUCUCCUCGCCUUUCGUCAUAGCGGCCCAAGAUGCGGGUAUCUCGGGGGUCCCGGACUUAAUCAAUGCCUGCAUAAUACUCGGCAUUCUUGCCCUUGCUCUAGAGUGCAUAUACCUCCCAUCACGAAUCUUACGCACUAUGUCGCUGCAGGGCUUGUUGCCAGUCUUCAUUGCGAGAGUGGACAAAAUAGGCCGUCCGAGAUGGGCGCUCACAUUCACGGCCGUUGCAGGUACGGUGUUGACAUAUCUGAGCUUGAGCGCCGACGGCACCGAGGUUCUUAACUGGUUUAUCUCGAUCACCAGCGCGUCCUUCUUCACCAACUGGGCGAUCAUCGCCUUUUCCUCCUUCCGCUUCCGGGCGGCGAUUAAAGCGCAAAGAAGCCAAUUAUUUGAAACCCCUUAUGCAUGGCGGUCUCUUUAUUGGCCUCUGGCGCCAGUCAUUAGUCUUUUCGUUUCGGCGUUGCUACUAGUUUGCCUUCUUUACACCAGCAUCAAGCCAGUAGGUGGGGGUGCUUUUACAGCAUAUAACUUCUUUUCAGCGACGAUUGGUCUGAUCGUUAUUAUGGUGUUCACCAUUGGUUACAAGAUUGUGCAUAAAACGCCAUGGAGGGAUCCGGCAACUGCAGAUCUUAUCACGGGGCAUCGGGAGCUGACUGCUGCGGAGUUGCGGUUUCUGGAUGCAUAUUACGAGCGACCGCUGUGGUGGAGAUUGGGGACAUAUCUACGAAUAUGUUGA